UGUACACCGUUUUGGGAAAAUGUCGUUAGGUAGGCCGACAAACCGUCAUGAAACGUAGUAAACGUUGAGGCGAACUGAACGUACAUUUGCCUAGAUUUCAGGUAGGCUACAUUCCCUGUGAUUUGAGAACAACAAGGUAUGACAGGAGGACAUUUGCAUAGAUCUCCGCCCCCAAUGCUUUCGUUGCGUAGUAGUACAACACAAAACACCUUCACAGUUCUCAAAGUUCAGUAUUUCAGAGACUGGACCUAGUUAGUUUACUCUGCUACAAUAUUUUAGUGAUAGAAGUUAGCACGCGCGCACUCAUUAUCUAGCCAAAGUUUCAACCUGGGUGGAAUUUAUUCUUCGCACUCGCAGCAAGAUGUCUAUUCAGAAUACCUCCACGUCAUACAGGACCGUCAGCGUCUCGUCGGACCCAGCCACCACAGUUCUAUCGCCGGGCCAAUACAUCGACGGUUACAGAACUAUGAGUGUUUCGUCUGCUCCGGUACAGUAUGGCAUCGGUAAUGGCUACGAUACCGUGCGCUACCUAAUGCCAGUUCAGCAGGCGAUUCAGCAGCAGCAGAUGCAGUAUGUGCUGGUCAACCAGCCCCCCCAGGUUAUGCAGCAGAUGGUGUCACCUGUAUAUUUGCAGAAUAUCCAGAGGGUCCGUGUAAAUAGUUCGGAAGAAUCAGACAUCUACCGAGAACAAAUUGUAGAGAACGUCAAUGGGAAAACCCCUUCUGUAUUCAGCCAGAUGUCUAGCUCCAUCAAGAGCCCUGAGCCUAGUGUUGAAGAGGAGGAGGAGGAGGAGGAGGAGGAGGAGGGGCAAAACAUCUGGAACCUGGUGAUUAAUUCAAGUAGUAUAGAUGCCAUAUUGCUCUUUCAUGCCAUGAUGAUGGUGGGUAUGUCUCUCUCUUUUGCUUGUGACAGAUUGAUGUCUAAGAUUCAACUCGUUCCCUCUCUUUUUCCCCAGGAGGAGGAGAUGGUGAACAUCGUUAAGGAGAAUGUGGUGAAGAGGGUGAUAGAGAGCGUGUCUCAGGUGGGGAUAAAGAGUGAGGUGAGGGAGGUAGUGCCCGUGGUGAAGAUGGACACACGUUUCUUCGGAGAGCUGCUGGCGGAGGUUUACAGGAAGAACUGUGACAUCCACACCUGCAUCUCAGAACACGUGGCCAAGAUACGUGGAAGGAAACACCUCUUAGAUCCCAGUAAUGACUACAAGGUAAAGAGAGAGGACAUUGAGGCCCUGAUCCCCAAAGGAGCAUCUGAGCUGACCAAACAGCAGCUCCGCUACCUGCUGCAGACCCGUAUGACAGCAGACAAGACCAUGCGUCUCCUUCUGACCACCUUCAGCAGCCUGAGGGAGGAGCUGAUCCACAUGUCAGAGGAUCUGAGGCGUCUGGAGAGCGAGAAGGAGUCCCUGGAGAGAGACCUGAGCUUCAAGGCUGACCAGGCUGAGCAGUAUGACCGCCUCCUAGAGGCCAUACGAGAGAACAACAGACAGCUACAGAUAUCUCUGAAGGAGACCAGCUCCAGCCAGCGGACCCUGGAGACUCAGCUCCUGAGCAGCCGCACUACAGACUCAAACAGGGACUUCCGCAUCAAAGAACUGGAGGGCAGCUACCGAGCCCUGGAGAAGGAAAAUGAGAUGCUCAAACAGAAGUUGGCUGGCCAGUGCAGCAGUAGCACCAUUCAGAUGAAUACAGAGGAGCUGUCACGUCAGUACUCAGAGCAGCUAGCUGCCCUGCGCCAGGAGAAGGACAAGGAACUGCAGAGCCUCAGGUCCCAGCUGACGCGGAUCACCACAGAGUACACCACAGAGAGGUCAGGUGACAAGAGCCUGCAUCUCCGCAUCACACAGCUGCUGACAACGCUGGAGCAGCGGGAGGUCGUCAUCAAACAUCAGGAAGAGGACAUCUGGCGGUUGCAGCAGGAGAAGAAGAGAGACAGCUCCAAGAACGUCACCACGACCACUAUCACCAAAAGGUACAGGAACCAGUACCCCCUCCUGGGCCUGCUAACUGAUGACUACAAUUCCACAUCGCCCAUCAAGGAUACCAAGACCAUCGUAAUCGAGAGCCGGACGGGGGAGAUGAUCAAACAGGAAAUCAUUACAACCCCUUAAAGACACUGCUUCUCUCGGACAAAUUACAACUCCUUAAAGACACUGCUUAUCUCUGCUCUGCACAGGAAUGAACAACAAGAAGACCUUGACCCCCCCCCCCCCCCAGCAUGCUUCCCUCUCCCCGUCCCUCGUCCUCGGGGCUCCCAGGGUGGUGGUGGCAGGGGUUCAGCACCCCUAUAUAUGGGAUGGGUGGUUUUGACCAAAUGGGGUUUGCUUGGACAGGAGGCUUCACUUUGGCUGGGAUGGGGGGCAUCAAAUACUCAACAACCAAAUAUGUUAUAGUAGAAGCUUAGCGGUUAAGAGUGUUAGGCCGGUAACCGAAAAGGUUUCUGGUUCGAAAUCCCUGAGCCAACUAGGUGAAAACUCUGUCUGUGCCCUUGAGUAAGACACUUAACCCUAAUUUCUCCAGUAAGUCACUCUGGAUAAGAGCGUCUGCUAAAUGACUAAAAUGUCAAAUGCUUAUGCUACAGCCAGGAGGGCUGAGAGUGGACAGCAAAGAGGGGGCUGGGGCUUAUUAGUAUGCAGCUCACUAGUGUGUCUGUCCUCCAUGGAGCCACCACUACCCUGCUAGUCUUUAGGACAUCUCCUCUAAAUGUGCUAUGGUGAUAGUAUGGUUACUAUGCAUAUAAAUAAGGAAGCUAAAUAUGCUUUAAUUAUGCGCUAAUUAAAGAGACUGUAUGGUAAAAUGUGCUUUGUUCUGCCUCUGUUCUGGUCUUUUGCUUUUCUUUUGUGGCAAGGUACAUAGUUGUGUUAUGUUUCAGCUGCAUUGUGUUUCAUGUUUAUACCUUAAGAGGUGCAUGGGUAUGUUUUGUUGUUGUUAUUGAAUGGAGCGCUGCGCUUGGGGUUGGGGAGGGGGGUUGGAGUGGGGUGUAUUAGAAUAUAAGUGACUGGGUUGGACAUGGCCUGGGGGCAUGGUUCUAUGGAUGAUAUAAAAUGGUGGAUGAACUGAACAUUUUAAAAGUAAAAUUAACAAUGUAUGAAGUAGCAUGUUUUUCCUUUUGAUUGUUAUCUGCUGAAGGGUCAUUAUUUAAUUGCGGUGGUAAAUGCUGUCCCUUGACUUUGAAACCAUAUAAAAACACUUUCAAAUGAC
Messenger RNA from Oncorhynchus mykiss (rainbow trout), 3194 nucleotides. The record is from RefSeq and is a predicted model, not a curated record. NCBI's taxonomy places the organism in Eukaryota, Metazoa, Chordata, Actinopteri, Salmoniformes, Salmonidae.